AUAACCGCACUAGGCAGUAUCAGGAAGGGAAGUGGUUUUGAUAGACUCCUAAAGUGACACAACUACACAGUGUUUUCGUAAAGAUAGUAACUGCAGCCCUUCUUACGCUCAGACAGCAAAAAUACGUUAAAACGGUCACACUCUGAUGCAAGUCGAACAUAAAAACGGAAAACUCUGUGUAGCGUGGAGCAACAGAACAGUGGAAGAACAACAGUAACAGGAUUGUCUCCAUCUGGAAGAAUGAGAUCUAUUGCAGUUACUGUCUUAUUUUGUGCUGGAUAUUUCCACUUGUCAUCAGUCUUUGCACAUCCUCGGGGAGAAUGGACGAGACUCAUCCUCACCCAACACUGGCCACAGGCAUUUUGCAGUAUGGAACACUGUAAAACAAAUAUCAGCUAUUGGACUUUGCAUGGAUUAUGGCCCAACACUGGCAAUAUGUGCAACUCAUCCUGGCAUUUUAAUGCCAGUUUGAUUGAGGAUAUACUGCCAGAAAUGGAGAAGUUCUGGCCAGAUCUUCUCAUACCUUCAUCUCCCAAAUUUUGGAAAUAUGAAUGGCUGAAACAUGGAACGUGUGCUGCGAAAGCAGAGUCGCUGAACAGUCAACAUAAAUACUUCAGCAAAGCCCUUGAGCUGUACCACAAGUUUGACCUUAGCAGUGUUUUAGGGAACAACAAAAUUGUGCCCUCUGAAGAGCACUACACGUUUGAUGUUAUAGAGACAGCCAUUACCAGCUUCUAUGGAGUCAAGCCAAAGAUUCAGUGCAUCCACCCACAAAAGCAGGGAAGCCAGUUUCAGACUUUGGAACAAAUUGAGAUAUGUGUUGACCGGGAUUUCCAGCUGAUCGACUGUGAAAAGUCAGUUAAAGGGAUCUGGAGCAAUGAGAUCCUGUCAGCGUCUGUGAGUGGCCAGUCAGACCUCAGCGUGUGUGAUCACUCCAUGCCAGUUUAUUACCCUCCAGUGCCAAGCACAUCACAUAGGUGGUAAACUCAAGACCUCUUGUGUCAAUGAGCGUUAGUGCAAUCUGUAUCACUGAGGGAUAGGACAAGAAUUUAUUUGAGAAUUGUCCAGUCUUGCUCUUGAAACACUGCACACAGAAACCUCAGAAUUUUUUUUUUCCUAAUUACACUAUUUGAUGCAUCCUUUAAACUAAUUAAACACUUAAUUUUCUUGUUAUUUGAAUAAUUACAUGCUGGAGCAAAUUUACUGAAAAUCAAAGGGUAAUGAAUUCACAGACUGCUGUUUUUUUUAUUAUUAUUAUUAUUAUUAUUAUUGUUUUCAUUUCAACAUUUCUAAAUACAUUUCUAUUUAUGGCUUUAUACAGUUAUGUAUCUUGCCAAACUGUUAUCAUAUUUACUUUGGGAGGAAAACAUGUCUAGGCCACAUUUUGCCCUAAAAUCGAGAGGGAGAGAGAGAGAGAGAGGAAUUAUUUAUAGAAAUUCUUUUAAAAAUGACAAAACAAUAUAUACUUGUAUAUACACAUCUCCCACCCACAACCCAACAACCCAAAAAAAUUCUUAUUACAGCAGUGCAUUAAGAUGUUUAAUUAAGAUUUGCUGUGAGAUUCUCAUUACAUUUUUAUUACAGUAAUUCUUGGUGAUGAGACUUCAAAUUAUUAUUUUAUUUUUUUUCUUAAGGGGAAAAUGUGCUUAGUUGUCAUGAAAAUAAUGUCACAGUGCAUUUUCUUUAUGCAAAAUAUGAUUUCUUAAUUCAUCCUUUUAAUUUUGGGGUGAAAUAUUACCUGGGCAUGUUCUUGACAGGUUUUCUUUUAUAGAUCUACUUGAACUUUUUAGUUGAAGCUCCUUUAUAAUUUUAUUUUAUUGGUUUUAUUUUUUACAGCAUUUACCAUUUUUGAUAAAAUAUGCCCCAAGAGUUUGCUAUAAUGUUCUGUUUUCUAUGUAUUUUAUCUGAUACAUUUUAUGAAAACUUUUAUUGAAACUGUUAAUACUCUAAUUUGGAAUGUUUAUGUGGAAAAUUUGUAGCCGGUUUUGAGUUUUGGGACUAUGAUAGGCUGCUAUUGCAUAAUGCACAUACAGGCCACUUGAGGGCAGCACAUACACUCUGUAAAAUAGUCUUAAGACGUAGUUGUUAUCAAGUUUUACAGUGCAACACCAAUUACCUACAAGGAGACAGGUUGCACAAAAUGUGCAGUUAUACGGUGUCAUUCUGUAUUUUUAAAAGACAUAUCUGAUAUGUCAGGUCUUGGCAUUUGAUAUUGAUUUGGCAGUGUUAGUUUUUAACCUUCAUUAAAGUUGGUUAUUAGUCUAUAACUGAACAUGUCAAAUAUAUGCCUUGAAUUUCAUUGCAUUUGGCAUUUACAUAUCUAUUGCUGGUGAUUUUUCUUUUUCUUUUUCUUUUUCUUUUUUUUUUACAGACACGAUUUGUAUGUUUUUAUCUUUUUGAAGUACAGUAUGUGAUAAAUGUCUAAAAUCAUUAAAAAUUCAUGUCAUACUGAAA
Molecule: messenger RNA, 2454 nt
Organism: Myxocyprinus asiaticus (Chinese sucker)
Lineage: Eukaryota; Metazoa; Chordata; Actinopteri; Cypriniformes; Catostomidae
Product: ribonuclease T2-like
Exons: 10
Coding region: 241-984 (247 amino acids)
Biological process (GO): RNA catabolic process
Cellular component (GO): extracellular region
Molecular function (GO): RNA binding; ribonuclease T2 activity
Source: RefSeq, a predicted model, not a curated record